This is a messenger RNA of Trichomycterus rosablanca, 1943 nucleotides long. It is a transcript of the gene entpd2a.2, whose product is annotated as ectonucleoside triphosphate diphosphohydrolase 2a, tandem duplicate 2. The transcript is spliced from 9 exons. Gene Ontology annotation, molecular function: hydrolase activity. Lineage: Eukaryota; Metazoa; Chordata; Actinopteri; Siluriformes; Trichomycteridae. Gene Ontology annotation, cellular component: plasma membrane. The record is from RefSeq and is a predicted model, not a curated record. The coding region runs from base 1 to 1512 and encodes 503 amino acids.
AUGGGGAAUCCGCAGCACUGUCGCAUUAUUAUCCCGUUUUUCAUUGUAUUACUGGCGCUUGUUGGCAUUUUCCUGCUCGCAUUCAACACCAAGGAUGUGAAGGAACCGGCGCAAUAUAUGUAUGGCAUUGUUUUGGAUGCAGGGUCCUCCCACACAGCUAUGUUCAUCUACAAGUGGCCUGUGGACAAGCAAAAUGGCACGGGCAUCGUCAGCCAGCACAGCGAGUGCCAUGUGAAGGGAGGAGGAAUAUCCAGCUAUGCUGCCCAAAAAGGAGGUGCUGCCAAGAGCCUAGAAAUGUGCAUGCAACAGGCCGUGAUUGAUAUUCCCAAAGACAGGCAUCACCUUACGCCUGUGUAUCUUGGAGCUACAGCUGGCAUGAGGCUUCUAAACAUUUCUUAUCCAAAAGAGACCAGUGCUAUUUUGGAAGAAGUGCGAGAGAAACUGAAGAGCUACCCAUUUCAAUUUAAAGGGGCCACCAUAUUGACAGGACAAGAGGAAGGAGCGUAUGGCUGGGUCACGGUCAACUACCUGUUAGAAAACUUUAUCAAGUAUGGUUUUGUAGGCCGCUGGCUUUCCCCUGGCAAAGAAACGGUUGGUGCUUUAGAUUUUGGUGGUGCCUCCACUCAGAUUACUUUUGAGACCAAGGACAAGGUUGAAGACAAGCAAAACCUGAUGACGUUGCGACUGUAUGGCCAAAACUACAGCGUCUACACUCAAAGCUUCCUGUGCUACGGCAGGGACCAGAUGUUACGUCGUCUGCUGUCUCACUUGGUGAAGUCUCAAGGCUCAGAUGGCACCAUAAUGAACCCCUGCUAUCCAAAGGAUUACAAUGUGAACAAGACAUUGGGCAUGAUCUUUGAUUCCCCCUGCACAACCUCCAAUAAACCCCCUCAGUUUGACGCUGACAAGAAGCUGCAAAUCCUAGGCUCAGGAAACCAUGAGCAGUGCUUGGGAAAUAUGUCCCAGAUCUUCUCGUUUCAGUCAUGCCGCUACUCCAAGUGCUCCUUUGAUGGCGUCUUCCAGCCAAAUGUCACUGGUAACUUUAUGGCAUUUUCAGCAUUCUACUACACUUACUAUUUCCUGCAAAAGGCCAUAGGCAUCACAGUAAAAUCACCCGAGAUCCUUAAGGAGGCAGCCAACACCGUUUGCAACAUGAGCUUUCAGGAGAUGCUAGAAAGGGCUCCAGAUCAGCGCAACCGUCUGCAAGACUUCUGUGCAGCAACAGUCUUCAUGCAAGUGAUCUUACUACAAGGAUAUGGAUUUGAUAAGAUCUCUUUUCCUCACAUCUCCUUUCAAAAGAAGGCGGGUGGCACGUCAAUUGGCUGGGCCCUUGGUUACAUCCUAAAUCUGAGCAGUCUCCUGCCGUCUGAGAGCAUCGGAUUCAGGAAAGCUCUGGGUCAAAGUUCCUGGAAUAUGCUCAUCUUCCUCUUUGCCAUUCUCAUUUUUGUAGCACUGGUAUCUGUUUUUAUUCUCAUGUGCCGCAAGAAGAAAGGAAAUGACAAUGUUAUUUAAUGAUAAAUGUCCAGCACUGUGAUUUCUUCAUUUAUGUGUUAUGCACUGAACUGGCCAGCAGCAGCAAAGUAUGGUUUAUUAACAGAUUUUAGCUGUAGCCGUGAAAGAGUAAAGAAAUCAUACACCAGUCCGGUAGACCAGGGUUUUUUAAAUUUUUUUCAUGUACAUGUUAUUAGCAGCAGAAAUUCCACUUGAUUUUAUGACAGCUUUGAAGGGAUCAUUAAUAUAUUGAUCAUUAAUAUAAUAAAUAUAUUCAUAUAUUACUAUGUACUUUUAACAAACACUGUAGCAAUUCUGUAGCAAUUUUAGUUUUGUACUCAAUGUUAAACACAUUUCACAACAGUUUUGUAAAGUAAUUGUUUUAAAUGUUACAGUUUAAAUAUUUUAUAUAAUGUUUACAAAUUAUGAAUUCAGGGACAAUGCAUUUUAUA